AUGUCCCACUCCGGUCGUGGACGAGAUCGCGGACGAGGAUCGGGACGCUCUGGGCCCAGUCGGGAAGUAACUGUAUCCAAAACAUUAAGUUACAUCUUACGACACGCAGCGGAGAAAGAAGGUGUCAAGAUCGAUAGUCAUGGGUAUGCGAAUGUGGCGGACGUGCUAGCAUGGAGGAAAUUAAAAUCCUUAAAGGUCACCCUCCCGGAAAUCCUAAGCGCCGUCUCAACUUCCGACAAGCAACGAUUUGGCCUCCUAUAUGAACCUCUUUCAAAUUCCCCUUCCGCCACUGCGACACCCACAGACUCCUCCGCUUCUACUGCAAGCAGAACCGCGACCGCCCUAGCCCUGACCGCCAAUGACCCUGAGCCCUCCCACUACCUCAUCCGCGCCACGCAAGGUCACAGCAUAAAAACCGUCGAAGCGUCCUCCCUACUCCAAAGGCUCUCCCUUACCGAUGGCACUAAUGCAGCCCCCUCCACCCCACCCCUCCCGGACACCGUAGUGCACGGCACCUACCACGGCGCCUGGCCUUCCAUUCUAGUUUCGGGGGGUCUAAAAUGCAUGAAUAGAAACCAUGUACAUUUCGCUACAGGCCCUCCGUUAUCCAGCGUAUUACCUGAGGGACGUGGGGGACAUGUUGUAACCAUGGCACCUGGUCGUGGUGGAGUGAUUUCUGGAAUGCGAGCUGAUGCGCAGAUAUUGAUAUACAUUGAUUUGAAGAAAGCGUUAGAGGCCGGGGUGCCGUUUUGGAGGAGUGAGAAUGGGGUUAUUUUGAGUGAGGGUUUGGAUAUGGAUGGGGAUGGGAGGAAAAUUGUCGGGCUUGAGUUUUUUGAUCUUGUUGUCGAAAGGAAGAAUGGUCUGGGUGUUUUGUGGGAUAGGGAAAUGGGAGGAUUGAUGAAGGAGACGCCGGAUUGGAUGAUGACGGCGAAAACUCCGAAGGGGGGAGCGGGCGGGGGAGGAAGAGGAAGAGGAAGUAAAAGCGGAGAGAGUGGCGAAGGCAGGGAAAAGGGGGAGGGAUAG
Molecule: messenger RNA, 1023 nt
Organism: Paracoccidioides lutzii Pb01
Product: tRNA splicing 2' phosphotransferase
Exons: 2
Coding region: 1-1023 (340 amino acids)
Biological process (GO): tRNA splicing, via endonucleolytic cleavage and ligation
Molecular function (GO): tRNA 2'-phosphotransferase activity
Source: RefSeq, a predicted model, not a curated record